CAUUGCGAAAUAAUGUUUAACUUAAAAGAUAGCGCGACAACAGAGCGCAGCUAUACAGUGUCGUUACAAGAUAUAAACUGUUUGACAUAUUUACAGAUUGUAUUGCUUAGUGUCGGAUAUAUUCUUUUUUUUUUUAAAAUAAAAAUGACAGACAGAUCAGGUAAUCCUCCACCAUACUCUGAGCCUAGCAAAGGCUUUUCUGGUCAGUAUGGAGCAGAUUUUGGAGGGGCAUACACAACACAAGGCAAUGCAUAUCCACCACAGGUCGGGGCGUAUCCUCCACAAGGUGCAGCCUAUCAACCACAGCCAGGAUACGGGUAUUCGCAACAUUCGACAACAGCAGUGGUGGUGACUCAGCCAGGUUAUACUGGGCAGGUUGUUGUAAUGCCACGGCCCCCAGAUUACAUGGUCGCCUCUAUUUUUGCUUGUCUUUGCUGUUUCUGGCCAACUGGUCUAUGUGCUAUAUAUUACGCAUCACAGGCAAGCAAAUUGGCGGCUGAGGGUGAUAUGGCUGGUGCAACAAGCAUGUCAAAUAAUGCGAGAAACCUUAUGAUUUCCAGCAUUGUCAUAGGAGUUAUUUGGAUAACCCUUGUUAUUGUUCUUCGAGUGGUUGUUUAUUCAACUACUUAUAACAGUUACAAUUAUUAAAUGCGAGCUGUGAUGGGAGUAUAUAUCAGACAGACAUACUAUAAAGACGGUAUUCUUUCAGCACAAUCAAAUAAUGCAUAUUUAGAUGGACUUUUGAAUUCAUAAAUAAAGACGCGCUACAGCUUGUCAGUUCAUGCCGAUUGUUUCUUGUUUGGUAAUACUGCUGAUUUGAACUUAAUGACGACGGUAUUACCCUAAUCAAUUCGUCCACGUCAAGAAAGGGAAUGCCAUUAAAUGUCUUUGUUUUUUAAUAAGAGAUAAAUGAAUAAACCGGCGUUCAUUAAAUAUUUCAGAAUUUCGUAAUAAAAAGAAAGUUUCAAACCAUAACCUUUGGUACUUUUGUAAUUCACAAAAGUUACUAAUUAGUGUCAAAUAUGUAUAAGUCUUGUCUAAAAAUAUCUUUGGAAAAAGAUUAUCUUUUUAUGUCUUAGUCAAUUUUCAGUUGUCAUAAAACGAAUUCCGACUGAACUCCUUUGUACAUUUUAUAUCCUGAUCAUUUUGUAAAUAUUCUCUCGUUCUGUGCUAGAUUUUUUUAGUUUAGUCCUCAUUCAUCUAAGGAUGUCUUUUAGAUAUGCCCAGUAUAAUUCAUUUAUUGUUUGGAAAUGUAAUACCAUUCAUGUUCUUUGAGAUAAAUCGCCAUGGUUCAAAUUUUACGAAACCACGUGUUUUACAGUGGCAGGCGUUUAAUUUAACUAUGUUACAAUAAAAUAUAACAUAUACGUGGACUUAGGAAAAUAAUUUAUAGUUUCAAAACUAUCCAUGUGAAUAUACAUAAGAAAUUCAAUGAUGGUUAUAGACGUUGACGGCUGCUGUGUAAUAUUCAUUAAAGAAUUUUAUCAACAUUGGUCAUUAUUUUUUCUUAUGUUUGAUUUGUACAUGGUUGUCAACAUUUUUUUUUAAAAAUUUCAUCUAGGUGUAGUUUGUGUUGAUAGCAUCUAUUCCUUAUUUUGCAUAAGUAUUGUUAUGAUAAUCAUACAGAAAGUGAAUAAUAUAUUUGUCUAAAUAGAAUGUAAGAUAAACCAGUCGCCUGUUUUAAUGCCUUUUUACAAUAAAAUGUUUUAGUCAGUAUGGUACAUGUAAUAACAGUAAUGUGUGGGCCAAUAUAAAAUUAUAACACUUUUUCUGCUAUGUUAGGACUCAUUUUGUAUAAAAAUUAGAAACAUGCAAGUAAAACAAUAUAAUAGACUUGAAUCAAUAAAUAUUUUCCCUAAAUUGCCAUAUUACAGUUAAGGCUUCCGAGAAUCAUACUGUUUUGAUGAAAUUUAAAUUUAAAUGCUACAUUCAACGUCUUUUCAUAAAUCAGUACAUUUAGAAAAUUAUCUUCUAAGCUAGUACAUUCCAAUCAAGAUUUUAUGAAUAAAAUGUUAAAAUCGUA
Molecule: messenger RNA, 2023 nt
Organism: Mercenaria mercenaria
Lineage: Eukaryota; Metazoa; Mollusca; Bivalvia; Venerida; Veneridae
Product: proline-rich transmembrane protein 1-like
Exons: 4
Coding region: 13-648 (211 amino acids)
Cellular component (GO): membrane
Source: RefSeq, a predicted model, not a curated record